Messenger RNA from Prorocentrum cordatum, 1491 nucleotides. NCBI's taxonomy places the organism in Eukaryota, Dinophyceae, Prorocentrales, Prorocentraceae. The record is from the annotation of a GenBank genome assembly.
AUGGCUGUGCGCUUCGAAGUGCUAUUGGCGCGCCUGCUUCUGCUGCUGCAUCUGGUGCGGGGCAAACGCGGUGUGGAGAUCGUGGGCGGGCUGUUCUGCAAGCGCGAAUGGGUGCGCGCGUUCCAGGGGCUGCUGGCCGCCGUGAAAGCCGGGGCGGUGGUGCUCGGGAAGACGUGGCGCCAGUUGGCACACGCGGAAGGGCUGAACAUGGGCUACAGCGGAAUCCACCCCAUCCAGACCCUUGCGCGCAGCCGGCAGGCGAGGGUGCUUUUCGAGUCCGCGUCGGAAGCCUGGAGCACCGUGGUCCGGAAGAUUCUGAAUCGCGGGUACGUCGUCAACACAGAUGAUGUAUUGUUUCUGUGGGAGUCUGUGCGGCAGAAGGUUGGCUUGGCCCUCCAGAAAGGCUGCCUCAAGAAAGCUGGCAGAUACACGUCGAUGUCGUUGGCUAGGUCUUUCGCGCAGGUGGCCGGCGCGGUGUUCCACCGGCGCGUGGCGGAAUAUGAUGCCCGGCUGCGUGCCGCGAUGGCGACGGGGCAAUCCAGGGGUCGAUUGGAGUCCGUCGGGGACGAGGUGGGGAACCGGGUCUUCGCGCUCUUCCAUUUGCCGACCCACGCCUCGUUCGUGGACAUGAUGGGCCAGCUGCAGGAGCGCGUUCGCGGGCUCGGGUGCUCGGUCGUUCACGUUCGGGCACCAGACACGAUCACAUGGCAGACAGUGCUCGUGCACCUGUGCGAGGUGCGACAGUGCGUGCAGAAGUUCGGCGUGCGGCAGCUCCAAGAGCUCAUGGUUUGGUUGGCCGACGCGACCGAGGAGCAGCUCGGGGGCAUCCGCGCGUACCACGGGGAGAUCAUGGAAUCUGGCUGCGCGGGCGGCUCGCGUUGCCACGCGGUGUACAUCACCGAGAAGGCCGCGGCGGUGGUGGGCUACGUCCUGAAGAAGACGAACACCCCGGACACGUCCGCAGACAAGCCGGCCAUGCGCGCACUCCUGCUGGACAUGGCUACACACCGACUGUCCCCUAAGAUCGCGACGCUCGCCAUCCCAGAAUGGCUAUCCAUGCAGAGCGCCGCCGCAGGCGUCCUCGAGGCGUGCCAUCGGAUGUGCGGCGCCCGCGGCGACGGCGCGGCUUCCUUCGACGACCUGCGAACGAAGGCGGCGGCGCUCGGACACGUCGUGCCUCGCCAGACGACCCGGGCCGAGCUGGGAGCUCUCGUCGCGGCGGGGGCGGUGGAGCGCCCGCGGAAGCUCACGCUGGAGGAAUUGCGGAAGCUGGUCCGGGCGGCGGGGGGCGACCCGCAGCCGGGCAAGACGAGCAAUUGGAAGGGCCACGAGUGCAGGGCGUUCCUCCUGCGCAGGAGGUCCGCCGCGGAGCUCCACGCCAGCUUGCCGCCGGAGCUGAAGCGGCAGAAAUUGUCCAAGGAGGGCGCCGUGCAGGCGCUUGCGGCAGAUCCGAGCUUGCCUCUUUGCUCCGCGCCCUGGGUUUCUGAGUAG